GAUUGGUAAAUUAUCUAGAGAUGACCCGAACCCGCCAUAAACACUUGCCCGGCGGUCAUUGUUAAACGCCACUCCGACGUUUAAUUAAUAUUUUUGAAGUGAAUAAUGUCAGUUUAUUAAUUGCAGUGUAAAAUAACCGACUAAUUAGCUAUUGCAACGGCCUUCGAAGGCUUUAAUUAGAAAGACAUGUUGUUCUACUCUUUCUUCAAGUCCCUCAUCGGGAAGGAUGUCGUUGUGGAGUUGAAAAAUGAUCUGAGUAUUUGUGGUACCCUGCACUCGGUGGAUCAAUAUCUCAACAUUAAAUUGACUGAUAUUAGCGUCACGGAUCCUGAUAAAUAUCCACAUAUGUUAUCCGUGAAGAACUGUUUCAUCCGUGGUUCAGUAGUUCGAUACGUCCAACUCCCUGGCGACGAGGUGGACACCCAGCUCCUCCAGGAUGCAGCACGCAAAGAGGCAGCUGUGCAGACCCGAUAAAAAUUCCCUGAUAUUUACACUACAUCUAUUUUCUACUCCAAAAGCCAACUAAACAAAAUGUUAAAUUAAUGAAUAGGACAUUCACUGAAUAAAUCGAGAUACAAAUAAACGAAAAAUAAUCGACAAACGUCA
Messenger RNA from Diachasma alloeum, 606 nucleotides. Its product is annotated as U6 snRNA-associated Sm-like protein LSm2. Gene Ontology annotation, molecular function: RNA binding. Gene Ontology annotation, cellular component: precatalytic spliceosome; P-body; Lsm1-7-Pat1 complex. The transcript has 4 exons. Lineage: Eukaryota; Metazoa; Arthropoda; Insecta; Hymenoptera; Braconidae. The coding region runs from base 187 to 474 and encodes 95 amino acids. The record is from RefSeq and is a predicted model, not a curated record. Gene Ontology annotation, biological process: mRNA splicing, via spliceosome.